AUGAGCGAGAGGAGCGAGAAGAGAGAGGAGCGAGAAGAGAGAGGUGCGAGAAAAGUGAGUAGCGAGAAGAGAGAGGAGCGAGAGGAUCGAGAAAAGACAUGUGAGAGAAAAGAGAGAGAAGAGAGAGCGAGAAGAGAGAGGAGCGAGAAGAGAGAAGGCGAGAAGAGAGAAGGGCGAGAAGAGAGAGGAGCCAGAGGAGUGAGAAGAGAGAAGAGCGAGAGAGAGAGAGGAGCGAGAAAAGAGAGGAGCGAGAAGAGAGAGGAGCGAGAAGAGAGAGGGGCGAGAAGAGAGAGGAGCGAGAAGAGAAAGGAGGGAGAAGAGAGAGGAGCGAGAAAAGAGAGGAGCGAGAAAAGAGAUGAGCGAGAGGAGCGAGAAAAGAGAGGAGCGAGAAAAGAGAGUGGCGAGAGGAGCGAGAAAAGAGCGGAGAGAGGAGCGAGAAGAGAGAGGUGCGAGAGGAGCGAGAAGAGAGAGGAGUGA
Molecule: messenger RNA, 477 nt
Organism: Knipowitschia caucasica
Lineage: Eukaryota; Metazoa; Chordata; Actinopteri; Gobiiformes; Gobiidae
Source: the annotation of a GenBank genome assembly